Molecule: messenger RNA, 1645 nt
Organism: Gordionus sp. m RMFG-2023
Lineage: Eukaryota; Metazoa; Nematomorpha; Gordioida; Chordodea; Parachordodidae
Exons: 12
Coding region: 827-1621 (264 amino acids)
Source: RefSeq, a predicted model, not a curated record
UCCAAAAUAUAAAUCUAUUCUAAAUAUACCGGCAAAAUUAAAAUUUAAAGUUUUUUCUUAUUUUUAUUUAGAAAAUGAGUCUUUAUUUUGUAAAAAAAAAAAAACCCAUUAUUAUCAUAUCCAAUAUUCAAUCCAUAUUAAAAGUCCACCAUAAUGACAAUAAUCAUCCCGGUGUCAACACAACAAUUAAAAAUAUAGAAUCCGUAUAUGCUUCAAUUCCUCAAAAGAUCGUUAUAAAAUAUAUCCAAAAUUGUCCAAUCUGCUCUAUAAAAAAAAAUCUUCCAAAGGCGCCAGUUGGAAAACCUUUAGUAAGCCAUUCCGUCUGGGGGCGGGUGGAAAUAGAUUUAAUUGAUAUGUCAUCUACACCAGAUGGUAUCUAUAAAUAUAUAUUCCACCUUAAAGAUCAUUUGAGCAAGUUUACAUGCGCUAGUGCUCUGCCGUCAAAAAAAGCGGAAGGAAUUGUUGAUAUUUUAAGAAACUUAUUUUAUCAAUUUGGGCCUCCAAAAAUUGUGCAGAGUGACAAUGGUAGGGAAUUUAAGAAUAACUUAUUUACAGAGAUGAUAAAUACGGAGUUUCCAUCCAUAAUGAUUAUUCAUUCCAGGCCUAGGCACCCUGAGACAAACGGGCUCAUCGAAAGAGCAAAUUCUACCUUGGAAACGCGCAUAUCUGCGUAUAUGUUGGAAACUAAAAAAACUACUGGGCCCACCAGCUUCCCAAAAUUGUUUCUAAAAUAAAUAACAAUUAUAGUAGAAUCAUUAAAAGCACACCUUACGAGGUAUUUUACGCUCGUGAUCAUAACCAAGAAAUAAUCUCUAGUACAAAUGAAAUGGAUUUAACAUCAUGUUCUGAUAAUGAUGAAGGAUUCUCCAACACAAGGGCGGCCAAUAUUUUUUUCGAUUCUAACGAACCCUCGACAUCAAAUAAUGAUAUGUGGAUGAUUGAUACACCUUAUCAGUUGCCAGACCAUACAUCUUCCGAAUCCGAUAGUACUUCUUCGAUAAUUGAAAUUGAUGCUAUAAAAGAGAAAUAUACUCAUACGAUUGAUGUGGAGGACUCGAUCGAUAGCAAUGAUUUAACCAUUAUUGAUCACAUUCCUGGCAAUUCUCUGCUCCUUACCGAGCCUACAGAAUUAGAUGUUAGACAAUAUAAAAAUCUAAAUACAUAUAUUAAAGAAGAAGAUUCAAAUAGUAAUAGCAGCGAUUUAGCAUAUAUUGAACAUGUUAGUGCAACUCGUCCAAUCAAAGAGUAUAACGUCAUGGAUAGCAAAUGUUUAUUUACUUGUGAAUCAGAAGAGUCGGAUUUAGAUUUAACCAUUAUUGAGCCUUUUCAUGCUCCUUUGCCUCAAGUUGAAGAAGAUAAAAUAAUAGGUACGUGUGCUGGAAGAAUUUCAACACCGUUUAUUGCCUCUAGUCUGUAUAAAACGAUAAAAUUAAAUGAUUUUGAAGUUCCCGACAAAGGUAUAUCAAUCAUAGGAGCCUCCCGGAGUGUUACAAACUAUGGGAAAACGUCGUUAUGUAAUUGCAAAAUGGGUUGCAUGAACAAAAGAUGCGAAUGUUACAAGAACAAUCUUAAAUGUUCAACUAAAUGUCAUGUAUCAUUAAAUAAUUGUUGUAAUAAAUAAUUUAUUUUUUAAUUCCGAUUUUUU